Anisakis simplex (herring worm) is the source of this 585-nucleotide messenger RNA. The record is from the annotation of a GenBank genome assembly. Lineage: Eukaryota; Metazoa; Nematoda; Chromadorea; Rhabditida; Anisakidae.
AUGAAUAAGUUUCAGAAAAAAAUUCCGGAAUCACGUCGUGAUAGUAUGGUUAAUCUGGAAUCCACAGAGAAAACAUCAUCCACGAACAGUCUACAGGUGCCGCCGAUUGCCCGAAGACGAUCUGGUUCGAUACCCGCCGUUCGCUUGUCAUUGGUUAGUCUAUCUGCUGGAAAAUUGUAUAUGAAAGGAGGCGUAAAGCGAUUUCAGAAAGUUAAAAGUGUUCGCGAGAUCUUCUACAAUACUGCAUUCGUGGACAGUAUGGCCGACCACUCGCUUAGACGUCACUCAAGCCAAUCGAUCGCAACACUUCGCGAUCAUACGCAUUUCUUCGUGUCGCUGAUCAGUCAAGUGAUUCAAGCUUUUGAUUGCGCGCCUUAUGAAACUUUGGAACACAUCGAUAAAAUCGGUUCAUUUUCAUACUCUUUUUCUAGCGAAUACUUCGUUGAAGAUACAUUUGCACUAUUAGUAUUCACCACGAAUACUCGAUCCUCUCAUGCGUCACUCAAAAAAUACGGAUUCAAAGACUCAAUGUGGGACAAACUUGGGGAACUCGUAAUUGAUGCGUUUGUUGUGCAGGUUUGUUGA